AGGUCUGUCAAAAAUCAACUACCAGAAAUGAGAAAUAGAACAUCAGUAACAGAUUUCAUUCUCCUGGGUCUGACCAAUAAUCCAGAAGUUCAGGUUGUGAUUUUCCUCUUUUUAUUUCUCACAUAUGUCCUGAGUGUUACUGGAAAUCUCACUAUCAUUGUUCUCACGCUACUGGAUUCCCACCUAAAGACCCCUAUGUAUUUCUUCCUCAGGAAUUUCUCCUUCUUAGAAAUUUCAUUUACUUCUGUCUGUAACCCUAGAUUUUUGAUCAGCAUCCUAACUGGAGACAAAUCUAUUUCCUACAAUGCUUGUGUAGCUCAGGUGUUUUUCUUUAUCUUCCUUGGUUCAACAGAAUUUUUCCUUCUGGCCUCUAUGUCCUAUGAUCGCUAUGUGGCCAUCUGUAAACCUCUAUAUUAUACAGCCAUCAUGAGUAACAAGAUCUGCUGCCAGCUUGUAGUCGGCUCUUGGCUGGCUGGCUUCUUGGUGAUCUUCCCUCCGCUGACCAUGGGACUGCAGCUGGAUUUCUGUGACUCCAAUGUCAUUGACCACUUCACCUGUGAUUCUGCUCCUUUACUGCAGAUCUCUUGCACAGACACCAGUACUCUGGAGCUCAUGAGCUUUGUUUUAGCUGUGCUUACGCUUAUGUCCACUUUGACGUUAGUAAUUCUCUCCUACUCUUACAUCCUCAGGACAAUUCUGAGAAUCCCCUCAGUCCAACAAAGAAAAAAGGCUUUCUCAACCUGCUCCUCCCACAUGAUUGUUGUCUCUCUCUCUUACGGAAGCUGCAUCUUCAUGUAUGUGAAAACAUCAGCCAAGGAAGGGGUUGCAUUGACAAAAGGGGUAGCUAUGCUCAAUACCUCUGUCGCUCCUAUGCUGAAUCCAUUUAUUUAUACCUUAAGGAACCAGCAGGUUAAACAAGCACUUAAGGAUGUUGUGAGAAAGAUACUUUCCUCAAAUACAUUGAUGUGA
Molecule: messenger RNA, 969 nt
Organism: Manis pentadactyla (Chinese pangolin)
Lineage: Eukaryota; Metazoa; Chordata; Mammalia; Pholidota; Manidae
Product: olfactory receptor 6C76-like
Exons: 1
Coding region: 28-969 (313 amino acids)
Biological process (GO): G protein-coupled receptor signaling pathway
Cellular component (GO): membrane
Molecular function (GO): G protein-coupled receptor activity; olfactory receptor activity
Source: RefSeq, a predicted model, not a curated record